This is a messenger RNA of Podarcis lilfordi (Lilford's wall lizard), 3637 nucleotides long. The record is from the annotation of a GenBank genome assembly. Lineage: Eukaryota; Metazoa; Chordata; Lepidosauria; Squamata; Lacertidae.
AUGGACACCACAUGUCCUGAUCAGCCGAAUUCUCCUCAUAGCGCUGCUCUGCUCCCCCAGUUUGCCAUUUACACCACAGCCUAUGGAUUUUAUCCAACAUUACUCAUGUUCAGAGCAUACCAGCUGAAAUGAAUGCACCUGAUUAACUAGAAGGUUAAAAAAACUGGGAAAUUUGUAGCUCCUUUGCAAAUAUUCUACACUGCAGUAGUAGGAAGGCUGGGCUCUGGGUAGUCCUCUUUCUUCAAUGCCACGCUGCUUAAGUGCAGACAACUCAGGUGCUGCUGAGACUGGCACAGAGGCAACAACAGCAGAGGUGAAGGAUUACUUUCAUGGGAUGCUUCCACAGGUGAUCCUUUGGGACUUCCCAGAAAAGGCAGCAUCCCAGCUGGCAAACGGGCUGCUUGGACUCUGGCCAGGAAUGGGGCUUCGGCUAUUCCUUGCGAUCUUAUCUCAUCCUCGCUGGUUACCUUCGCUUUCUUUUUUGCUUUCAGUGGUGUGAAGAUCAGGAGGGAGAGAGGGUAUAAAAGAGGCAAACAAUGAGAGAAGGUGGGAGAAAAGUGCAAGAAACCUCGAAGCGAAACCUCCAAGAAGACGACUGAGCUUGGCUGCAAAAAAUCAGUUCAGCAGCAGGUAAGGAGUUGAACUUUUCUCAUGAUUUCCGUUUCUUUUUGAGCUUGUUUGCAUUAAAGGAGACUCUGAGCUUCUUGCUUGGCAGAACGAUUGUUGUUGCUGGGGGUUUUUUUACCUUUUACUUUUUUAUUUUUACCUUUUACCUUUUUUUCCUUUUUAUUGUUAUUACAUUAAUUAUAUUAUAGCUAUUGUGAUAUUAUAUUAUUAUAUCAUAUUAUAUCCAGUGGUUUUUUUUCCUUUAAAAAUGUUUAGGGGUACUCUCAUUUGACCAUUCAAAACCACCUUUUUAUAGUUCAAAUCGGGAAAAAUAAAUACAAUAAAUGGACAAAAGUGCAAAGAACAUGCAUUACCUCAUAUUACGCAGCUCACAGUAACUUCCACAUUGGCAUGAGGUUGUGUGCACUAACGUCUUCCUGAUUCCUUUCUGGGAAAGAAAGGAAGCCGCCAUCGGAGGUGGUAACAACAAAAUGUUUAGGGGUACGUGUACCCCUGCGUCCCCCCAGAAAAAAGCACUGAUCAUAUCGUAUCGUAAACAAUCAUAUUAUUACCAACAAUGAGGUUCUAGAAGGCUGCCCUUCUUUCCCGCGGCAAAGGGAAUACAGUAAAUAACAUGCCACAAGUAGCUAGUGCUACUUUUAGAGUUUUAAGUAACUGCCCUGAAGCCAAUGCAACCCGUCUCCCUUUCGCAUGUUAAUUCAAUAUAUCCCUCUGCAGAGCCCCCCCCCCCUUUUGAUGGGUAUUAUUCCUGAAAGAAAGCAGCAGGAACACAGCUGUGCCCCAGCACUUGCUGACGUGCAAAAAUGGUAUCUGUGAGCUACUUCUGAUUAGAGAAACUGCAUGGCAAGGGUUCGAGGCAGGGCUGGAGGUUCAAGAUGCUGGAGGUUCUCUUGGUUCUGGGUUGGUGCUGCCUGAUGAGCCUGGAUAGCUCAGUGGGUUAGACCAUGGUGCUGAUAACGCCAAGGUUGCAGGUCCCUGUAUGGACCAGCUGCAUAUUCCUGCAUUGCAGGGGGUUGAACUAGAUGACCCUCAGGGUCCCUUCCAACUCUACAGUGCUACGAUUCUACGACUUUCCCAAGUCGCCCUUUUGGGGCUUUCCGUAUCCUUCUAUGACUGUGGUACGAAAUAUGAAACUUCCCUUCUCCAUGCACCUUAGUCCUGCUGCAAAAUCGCCUCCCCAUAUCAAUUAAGACAGACAGACGAACAAACAAAACUCCACUGAUAACACCCACACUUAAGUAUCAUGCAGUUAGGUCCUCGGAUGUCUUAAUUCUAAAAAGGAUUUUAUGCUCUUUUUUCUUUUAGUUGUAUUUCAUUUAUUUAUUCGUUAUAUUUAUAUAGCUUUCAGGACAAGAUAAUGUUGCUGAUAAUGGGUUGUCUUCAACUAACAUUUACUCAGAGUAAAUCUAUUAAAAUUAAUGGACCUUAGGCAUGGUUAUUAAUUUCAUUGAGUCAUUGCUGAAUAAAAGUUAGUUGACAAGAACCCAAUGUGGAUAUUUUCCCCAGUAUUAAUGACCUUUAAGAAUAUUUCUGGGCUCUUUCUGCAUCACUUAUUUCGACCCUCUGACUCCUUUUUUUUUACCUCCCCCUUGAUGACAUUUCUAAAAAUAUUCUUUUUUUUACUGGUGACUUUUGUAAAAGUGGCAGAACAAGACUUUUUAAAAAAAAAAUUUUUUUAAAAAAAGUCCAUUAUCUUUUUAUUCUGAACAUUGCUUUCAGACAGUCCCUUCUCAAAGACUAAAAAGCACAAUGACUUGUACCAAGACACAGGAGGACGUAUGUCCAAGGACACCAAUAACAGGAAAUCUCAUGUAAACUGAGACAUCAGAUUGAGAGUAAUUAAGAAAUAGUCAAACUGUGUAAAUACAAAAUUAACCGGGGGGGGGGGGGUGGAGAGAAAAAGAUGCAAGCAUAUGGUCUCUUAGUGCAGAUGGGCAUUUCCUUCUGGUUCGCCAGGACUUAACAUCACAAGCAUCGCAAAAAGGAGAACCUCCCUCCCCACCUUUAGCGCCUCCUUCUGUCAGGACUCCUGCUCCUUCUACGGCCACCCCUUCGCUUCCCUUUCGGAGGUCCCCUGACAAAACACCAAUCCACGCUGAUCGGCUGCCCCAUAAGGUCUUGUCCAUUCAGUCCCUCCGUGGCUGCCUGGGCUUCUUUGUAUGUUUCAUAUUCUACCAGGGUGUAGCCCUUCAGGUAACCUGUCCGCCGGUCAAGAUUCAGGUGGAGGUUCUUGAUUUCCCCAAACUCUGCAAACUUGUCAUGAAUGUCCUCCUCGGUGGCCUCCUCGUGGACGCCCGUGACGAAGAGAAUCCAGCCUUCCACCGAUCUCUGGGGACCCGGCUCAUCCCCAUCUUGCUCCACGCUGUCGUAAUCCUCACGGACACGGGCUCUGGAACCCUCCUCUGACCCAAACCCUCUGCCUUUCCUCUUCUUUGCUUUUUCCUUCAGUUUGUGGAUGCUUUCGUCGCCAUCCUCGUCCAUGGCGAAGUCCUCGCCGCCCGCCUCAUGAAGGUCCAGUACGUCCACCAUCUUGGCCACUCGAGCGUCUUCCUCGGCUGACGGAGCUAAUCUCGCCCGUGGCAGGACAAGACUUGGCCAGAAUAUACGAGGGAUAUGCACAGUGCAUUGACUUAUUUAUUUAUGAAGUGUUUUAUCCAAAGUUUUAGCCAAAAAGGGAAUCUUUAUUGGGGUGUAAAUGCUUCCUUUAGACACAUCUCUAGAGGAAUGAAUAAUUUGAGUUCAAAAAAGACCCACAUCCCACAUAAACAUGUUUUAAGGGUUAUGUGUGAAUGCAUGCACAUAGAGAUUUCUGAGAGAUUGACAACAGGCACAAUUCUUCACUUUAUUGAAAUACUACCAACUGCUGCUCAAACAACCCACUGGUCUUAGAGAUAUGUCCUAUGUAAAUUGAAUCCCCCCCCCCCAUAAACCAUGGAUUGUAAAUAUGUCCAUAAAAGUGUGUUGAAGGCUAUCAUUUAACUAUUGUAGUUUUCUUUUCUUUCACAGAUAA